Molecule: messenger RNA, 4685 nt
Organism: Notothenia coriiceps (black rockcod)
Lineage: Eukaryota; Metazoa; Chordata; Actinopteri; Perciformes; Nototheniidae
Gene: btg1
Product: B-cell translocation gene 1, anti-proliferative
Exons: 2
Coding region: 317-862 (181 amino acids)
Biological process (GO): negative regulation of cell population proliferation
Cellular component (GO): cytoplasm; nucleus
Source: RefSeq, a predicted model, not a curated record
ACACACAGAGCUUCACUCUGGAGGAGGAACAUCUACACGGUGGGUUGGUCAACCUGGAACGGAGGGAUCCCCCCAACCCCCCUACUAUUUACCAACAACAGGCGUCUAUUUCCGAACACUGUACCGUCCUGGCACACGGACCUGCUCUGAAAAGAACCUUCACUCUACCUCGACGAAAUAAAUGUCAAGAGAAACAACGCAAGAGCCAACAGAUAAGGAUCGCUGCUCAGAAGAAGUGGCGAGAAAUACGAAGAGUCGGACCAACACGUAGAGACAAACAGGAAAAGCGCACGGGUCGUGUCCGCUGUCUUUCUCAAUGCAUACUCUUUGUGCCCGAGGAACCAUGAAGCCUGAGAUCAGCGCCGCGGUGACGUUUCUGUCGAGAUUUCUGAGGGUAAAAGGACACGUAAACGAUCGACAGGUCCAAACAUUCAACCAAAGCUUACAGGACAUUUUGUCAGAGCAAUAUCAGCACCACUGGUUCCCAGACAGGCCAUGCAAGGGUUCGGGCUACAGAUGCAUCCGUAUCAACCACAAGAUGGACCCUCUGGUGGGGCAGGCAGGCCAGCGCAUCGGCCUGACCAUCCAACAGCUCUACUCGCUGCUGCCCAGUGAGCUCACACUCUGGGUGGACCCCUUCGAGGUCUCCUACCGCAUCGGAGAGGACGGAUCCAUCUGCGUCCUAUACGAGUCAACACCCUGCCCCGUGGGAAUGCCUGCAAUGUCCUCUGCCAUGUCCCCCUCAGGAAACGGGUCUGGGGGCCCAAUGGUGGACAGUCACAGCAGCUGCAAGGAGGAAAUGAUGGUGAUGGGCAGAACCAGUCCCUCCAAAUCCUACAAUAUGAUGACUGUGUCCAGUUAAAGAGGCACACCGUCACCCCGGCCUACUUUUGUUCAGGGUCAUGCCGUGGCUGGUCAGGUCAUGUGGCCAGAUUCAGGGUGAGCCUUUUUGAAGCAAGAAUAUGAAAUGAAAUAGUGAAAGAAGAGAAAAGAAAAAAAAACAGGAUGUGGCCUAUCGUCCAGGUGAUGGAAACCUUUGUUCUAAAUUGUCCCCCUCCCCCCCCAUUAUCAUCCGUUCUGUUGUGUCAUUGGAUCAGUUGACCACUCCGGUUUUUAAGGAGAGGCUUUGUGGAAAUGGAACUGUUGGGGCAGCUAAACCAACCAACCAGGAACCCCCCCCAGCUCCAUCUCUGAAGGGGCUUCAUCGACUUUGCACUUUCUUACUUGUGGUUAUUAUGGGUACAUGUUCAACACACGGAACAACACCAAAACCUAAAUUGUAAGGCAUUAAUAUCAGGAGCUAGCCCUUGAAUUUCAAAAUCCAGAAGUUAUUCAAUUUGCCGUUUUCACUUGUUAUGUUUCCUGGGCGGGGAGGAAGUGUGGUUUUCGACUGAACCGUUUACAGUCCAAGCUCAAGAUAAAGAAAGUCCCAUGAGAGUAUCUCUAUUUUCUAUAAGACCCCCUUUUUGGACCACAGGGAUUUAGUUUCUUUAUCUUGUAGCUGGAAAGAGGCGUUUGGUCUUAACUUUGCCCCCUCCCCAUUUCAUCAACAUCGAACCCCAGAACAAUUUCAUCUCAACGUUCUCUCAGUAUGUCAGAACGAGUGGACUGUGUUGUGAAACCUGUGGGCACCAGUGUGUCCUGUUGCACUGUCGCCCCCCCCCCAUCAUCCUUCUAUGUGUAGCUUUCCGGGGUAAAGGCAGGGGAUCCAUUUCCUCCCCCGCUCCCCCGAGUUAAUGAAUGUUGUUGAAAAUCACAAUAGAGUUCCUGUGUUGUUAAUUUUGCCCCCUUUCCUCAUAUCACUUUAUCUCCUGCAUUGCCAAAAUUCAUGCAUUGCCAAAAUUCAAAGUGUAGCAAAAUGUGGGCUAUUUAACCCAAACUGCGGUCAUGUGGCCCUGUUAGAUUUGACAUUGAAUGCACUUUGACGUGAGAUUGUGUGGGAUGUGUACUUUUUAGAGAAAUCGCCUGCAUUCCAUCCAUUCGAAUGUCAUCUUUUCACCGCGUUUUUAUUGCCCUCUCGCAUUUUUUGCCGUUUGUUCAUACUGUAGCUCCCACGUUGGGAUAGACUGAUGUCUAUUAAAUCGGGAGUGUGCAUCUCUGGAUUUCCAACCCUUUUUUUUUUUUACACUGUAUUUGUGAACAUUUCAGAGCUUUUGAUUUUAGGUGGAGAGUACUUUUGGUGGUAUGUUAGAAACCUUCUGUCAUCCGUUCAUAUGGCACUGUUUGCUCUGACAGGAUGCAGAGCCAAGCAGCCCCCCCUCCCCCCUAGACACACACACAGAUGGUGAUUUGAGCUGCUCAUAGAAGAAAAAAUAAGUAAAUCUGAAAGGUCUGGACUAAGUGAUGAAUGUGACUUUGGCCAAAGGGAGGUCUGUAGCACCGACUGUUCAGAGAUUCAUUUUAACUUAAAACGCCAGGCCUUGUCAACCUUCUAUUUUAACGUGCGAUUUCCAAGGUCUUGUAAAAGGAGAGACGUAACCUCAUGUGUGCAUUGCCUUACGAAGACCUUGUUAUGAAUUAUGAGCCAUUUGUGAUUUUUAAACAAACGUUAGCCAGUCCUGCCCGGACCCUCACUUGAGGUGUCCAAUUCCAGCCUGGCAGCUUCCCACCUUCCCGCUCCUCCUGGUGUGGGGGUGAGUGCCUCAAGUGCCACAUAUCACCUCCUAGCUCAGACCUCCUGCUCAGCCAAUAGCCAGCAUGCUGCUAGCCGACCCCAUGUGGAUGCGGGUAGACGUAAUGUGACACAUAUCAUCAUCAUCCAUCGCUGUGGGGGGCUGGGUAAGGAAGGAAGGUGGGGAUGGGGAGCUGGUGUGAGAGAGGGGGGGCCAGGGCCGGACUCUUUUUGUCCAGGGCAGCUAAAAUCCCUCCAGCCCCCUCUCUGGACUUAUUCCACAUCCCCCACCAAGCCCUUGACCCUCCCUCAGCAGUGAUGGAUACAAAUAAAACUAAAACCAGCACACGCACUUGGCGUGCUCAAGCUGCACUGGGGUGGGGGUGGGGGGGCCAAGUGAGAGACGCGGAAACAUGGAUCAAAGAUGAAGAAUCGAGGGUACUAGACCAUUGUUUUCAUCUCACUGGAUUGCGCUGCACUUGCUUACUGAGUUUGAGUAGCAACUUUGUUUACAUGCAUAUGAAAGGGUGUGAUGGCUGUCUGACGUACCCCCACUUCACUCCCGGUUUGGGGGUCCGAGAGGGUAACGGCGAGCUGAAACAGAUGCUGUGGCGGCUUCUGGCCUUAGCCGCUGGUCGAAUAUGUCACGGCACUGAUUCUCCGCUCAACACCAGACCUAUGGGUGUUUAAGCUCCCCCUAAGCUCGAGAUGAUCAUGGGUAAUAGAGCUAUAGCCUUUGACGCACUGCAACCCCUAACCCAACCUCCCCUGUUCUCUGUUGAUAGUCCCUUCAGCAAUCUGUGAAAAGCAGUGAUUCCAUGUUAGCCAGAUGGAGAGGAGCUUGCUGGGAUGGGAGCCCAGAGCUUCGGUUUCCCUGGUGGACGCCAGUUUUAAAACCACGCUGCUCCAUAAUAGCUUUUUUUUAUGUCAUGUGACAAGAUGUUUUGAGAUUGGUCUAUAUUUCCGACGCGAGAUGAUCGUCUCGUCUCUUUUCUCUCGAUGUAUUUUAUGGUCACACUGGUAGAUUUUCUCAUCUUUUCCACUCUGCCAUCCCAUGUAUCCCCCAAUUUUUAGUCUGGUGAUCCAACCCCCUUUUAACAGAUCUUGUUUUAGACCUACAAAAUAAAAAAGAUUCAACCCAAAUCCUAUUCGACACCUUCUACCACCACCCAAAAUGGUUUAAGUCCUCAGUAAUAUAUUAUUUCAAUGGCAUCCAUUCAGCUUGUGCGCACAUAGGUUACAGAAAUGUCGUGAGAGUGCUUUGAGUAGUCAGAGGUAAAAUAGCACAUAAAAUGCACUAAAUGUCAAGUUGAAGUUCAACAUUUGUGACAUUUUUUUUGAGACACGAGGAGUCUCUUGGAAUGUAUUGCCAAACUCAGGCCUCAGACAUUCAAUAAAUACCCUUGUGGAGGAGUUGUGCAUGUUAAGACAUGAAACCGGAAGGGAACAGCAGUUUAGUUUUUGAUGUUGUCGUCAAACUUGUCAUCGAUUAGUUGAAUUAUUGCCACUUUCACAUUUGAGGUGUUUUACAUAUUGUAGAAUGUAUUGUAACUGUACAACAUAUGGUGGAGUACAUAACAUUACACAUGGGAAGUGCCAAUAAUUGCUAUCCUGAGGUGUUUUUAGAUUUAUUCCUUUUUGUAUUUCAUCUUUUAACAUGGAUAAUGCUUUUCGUAAGUGAAGCCAUUUGUGAUGGGAGUGUUGGCAAGGACCAAAGUUGUUUGGUAAAAAAAUAUUAGUUUCCAUGAUCUAUAAGUGUAGACGUAUCCUUUGUUUUUUUUCUUUAUUUCUUUUCAGUUUUUUUCCUUUUUUUUUUGUUGCUAUUUACAUACAAAAACCAGAAAAUAGACAAAAAAAUCUGAGCUUACCCAAGAAGAAAAGCUGUCUAUCUUGUGAUCUCAUGUCAGUACAUCUUUAUUGUGUUCAGUUUCUUUUCCUUGGGUAUGUUGUGAUGAACUGCUGUAAAUUUGUACAGUUCAUGUAAAUUGAUUGUGCGGAAGUUGUACAGAUUUCUAUAUUUUGGAAGAAAAGUUUUUUUUCUCUGUAAUAAAAGAUUUCCUAUCUUGGCAUCAUA